CUUUUUUGUAAGUCAUAUUUUCAUUUCUGUCUCAUAUUUUAAAUUAAUAUCUAUUUAUCUAUAUCUAUAUAUAAUUUGUAUCUGUAUAUACACACACACACACAACACAAUAAUUAACCUCCUGUUGAUUCAAUCUUUUUAUAGAUUCAACAGAUCUAGGGAUUCAUUGUAGAUCUAUUUUUAUUAUUUUGAAAGAUAUAGAUAUAAUAGAUAUAUUUAUAAUGGCUAGUUGUAGCUGUAUUGGAAUAUCGACAAUUAAGCCAACAACUUAUAGUAGGAUGAUUCUAAUUGGUUAUAAAAGAUCUUCUAUUUUCGGUUUUCGAAUACCUGAUAGCUCACCGGCGAUUAAUUCGUCGAAAUCGAGAUUUAAGCUGCAUAGAUAUAGAGGGAUACAUAGUUGUUGUAGUAGUAUUUACAAUAGUGGUGGUAAGGUUUUAGGGUUUAGAAACGUAGUUGAUUCGAAUCGGAAGGGUUUUUGUGGUUCCGGUUCGAAUUAUAAUAGAUUCAGUAGGCUUGUAUCUAAAGUAGCCUCGGAUUAUAGGAGUCAUUCAACGUCGGUUGAGUCACACGUUAAGGAUACUAGUUGGGAAAAGAUUUACAUUCAAGGGGGUUUGAAUGUGAAACCUUUAGUGAUUGAUAAGGUGGAUAAGAAAGAGGGAAAUCAAGAGAAAGUGUUGGAUGAUAGUCUUUUGGGUGUAAAUGUUGAGACUAGAGCGAGAAAUGAACUUUCUGAGAUUGAGAAAGAGGCUUGGACAUUGCUUAGAGGGUCGAUUGUGGAUUAUUGUGGCAGUCCAGUUGGAACGGUUGCUGCGGCUGAUCCUGCUGAUAAGCUGCCGUUGAACUAUGAUCAGGUGUUUAUUCGGGAUUUUGUUCCUUCGGCGCUUGCUUUCUUGCUUAAUGGAGAAGGAGAGAUUGUCAAGAACUUCUUGCUGCAUACUCUCCGAUUGCAGAGUUGGGAAAAGACAGUUGAUUGCCACAGCCCCGGGCAAGGGUUGAUGCCAGCUAGCUUUAAAGUCCGAAGUGUGCCGCUUGAUGGAAAACCUGGGGAAUAUGAGGAUGUUUUGGAUCCUGAUUUUGGUGAAUCAGCAAUUGGGCGUGUUGCCCCUGUUGAUUCUGGUUUAUGGUGGAUUAUACUAUUAAGAGCCUAUGGAAAGAUCACGGGCGACUACUCUUUGCAAGAGAGGGUGGAUGUCCAAACAGGAAUAAGAUUGAUACUCAAAUUGUGCUUGACUGAUGGGUUUGACAUGUUUCCCACUCUUUUGGUGACCGAUGGCUCCUGCAUGAUUGAUAGAAGGAUGGGUAUUCAUGGCCAUCCUCUUGAAAUUCAAGCCCUAUUCUACUCGGCUCUACGCUGCUCACGAGAGAUGGUCACCGUCAAUGAUGCAACAAAAGAUCUUAUGGCAGCCAUCAACAACCGUCUGAGUGCCCUCUCUUUUCACAUUCGUGAAUACUAUUGGGUUGACAUGAAAAAGGUCAAUGAAAUCUACCGUUAUAAGACAGAGGAAUACUCUACUGAUGCCAUCAACAAAUUCAACAUUUAUCCAGAACAGAUUCCAUCUUGGUUGGUAGACUGGUUUCCUGAAUCUGGUGGCUAUCUUAUUGGCAACUUACAACCAGCUCACAUGGAUUUUAGGUUCUUCACCCUUGGGAAUCUGUGGUCCAUUGUUUCCUCAUUGGGAACACCUAAACAGAAUGAUGGGAUAUUGAACCUGAUUGAAGAGAAAUGGGACGACCUUGUAGCAAACAUGCCUCUCAAGAUCUGCUAUCCUGCACUUGAGUACGAAGAAUGGCGUAUAAUUACAGGAAGUGAUCCUAAGAACACUCCCUGGUCAUAUCACAAUGGAGGAUCUUGGCCUACACUCCUUUGGCAGUUCACACUUGCUUGUAUCAAGAUGAAGAGACCAGGACUUGCAAGAAAAGCAAUUGCUUUAGCUGAGAAGAGACUCUCUUCAGAUAAAUGGCCCGAAUAUUAUGAUACAAGAUUUGGAAGAUUCAUCGGGAAACAAUCACGGCUGUAUCAAACAUGGACAAUUGCUGGCUUCCUUACCUCGAAGAAGUUACUGGAGAACCCUGAGUUGGCAUCAAAGUUGUUUUGGGAAGAGGAUUUUGAACUUCUCGAGAACUGUGUGUGUGGUCUCGGAAAGCACGGAAGAAAGAAAUGCUCUAGAUCUGCUGCAAGAUCUCAAAUUGUACCUUAGAAACAAUCUCACUUGAUCCAAUUUACUUAACAGAAUAAAGAUUAGUGGUCCAAUAUUGAGAUGAACUUUAUUUAACUCAAGGACAGACUGACUUGACUUGUCAAUUGAAUGUUAUUAAUUAUUAAUGCAAUGCUAGUUUUCUUACUGUAA
Erigeron canadensis is the source of this 2348-nucleotide messenger RNA. RefSeq names its product alkaline/neutral invertase A, mitochondrial-like. Gene Ontology annotation, cellular component: mitochondrion. NCBI's taxonomy places the organism in Eukaryota, Viridiplantae, Streptophyta, Magnoliopsida, Asterales, Asteraceae. Gene Ontology annotation, biological process: sucrose catabolic process. The coding region runs from base 222 to 2198 and encodes 658 amino acids. Gene Ontology annotation, molecular function: sucrose alpha-glucosidase activity; endo-alpha-N-acetylgalactosaminidase activity. The record is from RefSeq and is a predicted model, not a curated record. The transcript has 6 exons.